AUGGCAACAAUUAAAACAUCAUUUGCAAGAACUAGACAAAGAUUAAUGACCAAGACAGGUCAGAGUGAAGAGACUGUCGACGUAGAAUACCAUUACGAAAAGGAAAAGGUGUUUUCUUCGGAGGAGCGUAUGGUUCGUCUUCAAAAGAAUGCUAAAAAGAUGAUAGAUCUCUACAAAGAUUUGAGCAAGGCAAUGUCAGAGUUGUCAUCGGAUGCAUGCGACCUCUACGAAGAGUCAGACCCACUCUAUCGUCCAGCUAGCAGAAUCAAAGAAAUGUCAUCCGACAUGGAAAAGAACAGACAAGUCUAUGAAGAAAACAUGACAACAUCGUUCCAACAACCAAUCCUAGCAUACAUUUCACAAUACAAAGAGAUUCGAAAGAGAACUGAAGAAUGCACUACUCGUCGUAUCGAUAUGGACAGAUACAAAAAUGAUAUUGGCAAGUUACGUGAAAAAUCGUCUAGCCAUGUUCUCAAACAAAAGCUUGCUCCUACUGAAGAAAAAUAUCAAUUCUGUAAGGAAGGUUAUGAAUCUUUGCAUAUGGAAUUAUUAGAAGAUUUACCAAGAUUAUAUGAAGAUAGAAAUGCUUAUUUCACUUAUUUGUUGGCUGCUUUGGUCAAAGGACAAAAUCAAUUUUAUGAAUCAAUGGCAAAUGAAUGGCAUAAUAUGCCACAAAUGGUGGCAGGUAUCAAUGAUCAAGCAGGUAAAGAUCAUCCACAAGUUAUUACAUCGGUUGGAACAUCAUCUGCGUCGAUAAACAUUAGAAACGAUCCAGCAUUCAAGGCAAAUGCAUCGAUCAAGACUAAACAGACAUCAGAGUUUCAAACUACUGCCGGUCCACUGGCAAAGGAUCUCAAGAGCAAUACACCAAACGACACUUCCAACUUGGGUACUGUCGUACAACCUAAUCCAGCCUUCCAACACACUGGCAAACAAGGUAGCGGUGCUCAACUCGCAACUGCUCUCUAUGAUUUUGCUGGUAUGGAUUCAACGGAACUUUCAUUCAAAGCUGGUGAUCGUAUCAUUAUCCAUAAAAAGGAUGGUGAAUGGAUGGAAGGUGAAUUACAUGGUAUGAGAGGUUUGGUCCCAGCUAAUUAUGUUCAACUAUAA
Molecule: messenger RNA, 1110 nt
Organism: Cavenderia fasciculata
Lineage: Eukaryota; Evosea; Eumycetozoa; Acytosteliales; Cavenderiaceae
Product: SH3 domain-containing protein
Exons: 3
Coding region: 1-1110 (369 amino acids)
Biological process (GO): endocytosis; plasma membrane tubulation; actin cortical patch localization
Cellular component (GO): Rvs161p-Rvs167p complex; mating projection tip; actin cortical patch
Molecular function (GO): protein binding; lipid binding
Source: RefSeq, a predicted model, not a curated record